Messenger RNA from Phytophthora infestans T30-4, 600 nucleotides. Its product is annotated as RXLR effector family protein, putative. The coding region runs from base 1 to 600 and encodes 199 amino acids. Lineage: Eukaryota; Oomycota; Peronosporomycetes; Peronosporales; Peronosporaceae. The transcript has 3 exons. The record is from RefSeq and is a predicted model, not a curated record.
AUGCACCUUAACAAGGCUGGGUCGGAGCUGUUCUCUAACCCCCAGUUCAGUCCAUGGGUCCAAUACGUCGAUGAUUUGAGUAAGCUCUCCAAGAAGGAAGUAUCUGCGGUCUCGACACUGAUUGUUUCGUACGGCGACACACGGCUAUACGAGAUGAUUGAAAAGGCCAAGACGAUAUCACAGACGAAGGCCCUCGCAACAAAACUGGAAGCAGAGCAAAUGCGCCACUGGGUCACCACUCGAAAGAAUCCUGAAGAAAUCGGCGUUGGACACUUGGAUCAAGUACACAGCUGCUUUCAACGCGAUAUACCCGGACAAGAAGACAACAAUGUUCGAGACAUUCACAAGGACCUUGAAGCGUGGCUGAGCAGUGGGAAGUCAGUCGAAGAUGUCUUCGAUCUACUAAGGCUUAACCUUACAAAGGACGACUUCUUCAAGAAUCCGGUUCUCAGCAUUUGGGUCUCGUACCUGAACACCAUCGUCACUGACAACCCCAACAAGAUGUCUGAAGUGCUCUCAUUUUUAAAGACCAGAUUCACGACCACGCCGCUUCUUCGAACCCUUGCAAAAGCCAAGCAAUUUGGAAAGCGCAGCUAUUAA